Molecule: messenger RNA, 7782 nt
Organism: Acanthaster planci (crown-of-thorns starfish)
Lineage: Eukaryota; Metazoa; Echinodermata; Asteroidea; Valvatida; Acanthasteridae
Product: PHD finger protein 12-like
Biological process (GO): negative regulation of transcription by RNA polymerase II
Cellular component (GO): nucleus; Sin3-type complex
Molecular function (GO): protein binding; transcription corepressor activity
Source: RefSeq, a predicted model, not a curated record
CCGCGAAGAAGCGCGCCACAUUUUUACGAGUGUGUGUGCACAUUAAGCGCAAAGUUCAAACGAUCUCUGCGCACGCGCACAAAUGACGCUGGUUGACUUCGGACAUCGAUAUGCGAUAAGAGACAUGCGCUGCAAGGAGUGAUUAUUUGCGCCAAGUUACAAGUUGCGCAUUGGAAAUUUUAAUUUGUGAUAAAUCUUUUGCAGCAUGGCUUUCAUUAAAAACUUACUCCAGAGGUAGCAUUGCCCAAAUCUUACUGGUCCGCGAGCUUAAAUAAAACUGUGCUUUUCAAUCAGGAAAGGAACCACGUUUUAAUAAUAAGGUUCCGACGACGUGUUGCAGCCGAGGCCGUGUGCAUUUUACGUACCCGUACAUCGCAUGCCAUACACAACGCACUGCUUAUGUGUACCAUAUCUGGCUCAUGUCGCUCUGGCUAAUGUGGGGUUGCCACCGCGGGAAACUCUGCUCUCUAGUCUCUCCUAUUCAGAAAUGAGAUCCACCAUGGUUUGAUAUAUUCAUUGAGAUAACAAUGACGACAAUUCUCUAUGAUUUGGACACUUCAGGGGGACUGAUGGAUCAAAUCCAAGCCCUGGUAGCUCCCCCUGAGAGCGACGAACCACCAAGAAAAACUCGAAGGAUAAGGGAGCACCGACGAACAGGUCGCGCUGUAAACCACGACAACUGUGAUAGUUGUCGAGAGGGAGGUGAUCUCCUUUGCUGCGACCGAUGCCCGUCUGCUUUCCACCUUCAGUGCUGCAACCCGCCUCUGAGUGAUGAUGAUCUACCUCCUGGUGAAUGGUUGUGUCACAAGUGCACAGUGGCGCCUGAGCCUCAAGAUGAUGAAACAAGCUCUGUUACUUCCACAAAGUCAGAGAAGGAUAAACAAGCCAAGCUUGCUGUAGGUUCCAGCAAGGUACAACCAGCUCCUGCUGCUCCUGCAGCUGGUACUACCAGUACUGCCAAAGCUCCAUCUGUGACCAAGACUGUACCUCAAGCUAACAAGCCUGCCAUGAGGCUAAAUGAUCGCUUGUUGCGAGAGAAUAAACCAUGCCUCAGACUGGUACAGCUUCAGGCCUACAGAGAAGCUCAAAAGGAGGUUCAGCAAGCAAAGGCCCAGUCUGGUAGGCCGACCACCCCAGUGGCAGCACCCAUACCUGAUGACCCUUCAACAGCUUUGCCUCCAACUACCAGGACGCGCUUGGCUCGCUUGGCAAGCUUAGAAACCAAGCGAGACCUUAGGGUCAACCAGGAGAAGACUGCCCAGGACUUGGGGGACUCUAAGACCAAGCGAGAUCUCCGGCUAGUUCUUGACAAAGUGGACAAGAAAGUAGAAGCAGUCAAGGCCCCUGAUAGUCCAAAGCAUGUGGGUGAGAUCAAGGACCCCUUCCAGAUGCUGGUCAAGGCAGCUGAAAUACAGAACCCUGUGCAGUUUGGAUUACCCAGCAGCUAUAUGACAUUUGCUCCAUUGCCAGGGAGCACCAGGAAAAGACGGAAAGAGGAAUUGUCCAAGAACUACAAGAAACCACAUGAGCUGGACAAUGGGCUGGUCCCAUUACCAGCUAAAGUUUGCUUUCAGUGCAGCAAGAGCUGCCGUGUGGGUCCAUUGAUUCAAUGUGACUACUGCCCUCUACUGUUUCACAAAGACUGUGUAGAUCCCCCUCUUACUUGCAUGCCAACAGGACGAUGGAUGUGUCCUAACCACCCUGAACACUCAUUGCCUGGGUUCCAAGGUGUUCAGUACACUGAACGUUGCAGAAUCUUCAAUGAAUUCCAUGGACGUCUGGACCAACAUGCCAUCAAGCUACGAUUCAUGCACAAAGUCCGAAGUACAGGCCCACCCAGAAAGCACAAGGACAAAGUCAAUAAGCGACCAGCGUUGGCUGUGCCAUCUGCUAUUAAGUGUCAGUAUGCCCUCCCACCCCCCAUGUUGCCCCUCCCUCAGGAGAAGCCACGGUUGGUCUGCAUGACGCCAGAGGGCUUUAGAUCAAGCAACACUGUCUGUUCACUAGAGGACCAGGAAGAGUGGCUGAAGAGUGUCAUUGCCCUGCAGACUAGUAUAACUAGGCACAUGGUGAAAAAGCAACUACCCAAAGAUGCCAUCAAACAGAAAAUAAUCACAGCGUCCAAAUCCCCAUACAUCACUACAGCCACCACCUCUAGCAGCUCUACACCAGCACCUCACGGGAAGAGCAGGACACCCAGCCCAGCUAACACCUCUGCUGCCUCUCUGCAAAGUGAGAGAAAGCAAGAGACAGCAGUCCUAGAUGAUAGCCAAAGUAACACAGAAGCCAAAGUGACCAAUGGACCGGUUUCACUUCAUAAUGGUCCAGUACCCACCAGUAAGACAUCAGGAAAUAAACCUGAAGGGUCAUUUAACACUAUCGUUGUGAAAGAAGUUGGGGUGACGAACCAUACCAUUAAGUCCAAAGCCGGAGAGAACCUACCUCAUGGUAACAUUGGUCUCAAGGUAGUGACGAUAGCCAACAAGAAUGAUACCAUAGUGAACACAGCUAAUACAGUGAAUGGCUCUGUGGGCAAAUCAUUAAACUCUGGGAACAAAAUUAAUGCAUCAGUUGUUCACAAACUUGUUGCAACAUCAGCAGCUGGUAAAGUGAUGGCGACUGGACCGAGCACACCCAGGGCCACUAGUCAACAAUCAGUCCACCCAAAUACCAAAGCAGAAGGGUCACUGGUCACCAAGACAACCAGUGGGUUGUCUGCCUCCAAGGUUUCCAUAGCAACCACCAGUGGCUUGUCACUAUCGUCGGCCCAGGCAAAGAUUGUGACUGUUUCCAAUGGGAGCAGUAAGGGUAUGGCAGGCAGUACGAGUACAGCACCCAAGAUGACUGCAGCAUCUCUGAGCUCGUCGCCUGCUAUCAUCAAUCUCAACAGCACUCUGCAAUCCUGUGUUGAGGGGAAUGGAGAUGUAGAGCUUAGUAAGCUAGAUGAAAGACUUGUACAGAUACUGGCAUGGCAGAGGUUACAACAACUUUUACCUCAGAAGCAGCCACCUCCAUCAACAUCUGCUAUCAAGAAGUAUUUGGUCCACAGUAGCACUGCUUCAACAAGCACAAACACUGCAGGGCCUACUCCAUCUACUGCAUCAUUCACCCAUCAAAUCAAAGCCAGAGCAUUGUUCUGUCCACUCACGGGUAGGGGACAAUCCUCCCCGGUACCCAUGUGUUACAGGACACUACAUAUAGGAACUGGGAGUGAUAUGGAUGUUUGUCUCAGUAAUUUUGGCCACUGUAACUACAUUUCUCCAAAGCAUGCUUGUAUAUUCUAUGAUGAGAACACCCGGCACUAUGAACUCAUUAACUACAGCGAGCAUGGGACAACAGCAGACAACGUCUUGUAUUCCUGCGAUUUCUCCGAUAAGACCACCACACCUCCCCCGGCAUCCCCCUUUGUCAAGUCAGUGCGGAAUCUCAUCCGCAGGGGGAAAAGGAAAAGGGAAUUGUCAGACAGCAGGACCAAAGAGGAAGAGCCUGAGGACGAGGAGAAGACAAGGGAGGAAGAAGGAGCUGUAAUGAUGAGUGCUACUAGCAACCACUUCAAGAAGCCUUGUAGCUGUAAGGUCAGCAGCUCCUGUCUGAUAGGAGGCAAUGGAGCCGGUUGGGAAGGUACUGCUAUCCUGCAUCACGGCAGCUAUGUCAAGAUGGGUUGUCUACAGUUUGUCUUUAGUAUCACUGAUCAUGCCAUGGUACAGAACCCUCUAGAUAAGAAGCCUCUGUUGAAUUUCCAAAAAGAGUGUGCAUCGUCUAGCUCCACAAGUUGAAUCAAGAUUAUACAGUGUGCAGAUUGCCUUAAUUUUUUUAAAAGGAAAAUAGUAUCCAAAGCUUAAAUAGCACUGACAGUGUAUUAAUUGGGUUGAUGAAUUUACAGAAAUGCCAAUUUGAACUAAUUCUGCCCCCGUAUCUUUAGUCUCGAAAAUGAUAUUCAGAGUUUGUUAAUAAAGGCAUAGCUAGCAUUUUUUACAGAGAAUCAUUUUCUUUCGUUUUGUUUUUUCUUUUUUUGAAUGAUGUAAUUUAUCCAUGACAUUUUGAGCGCCUCUCUUCUUUUGACACUCAUUAUUUCAUUAUUUAUUGACACAGAAAAAUAAUUGUUUCUUAAUGUUUAUUUAUGAAUAGGCUUUGUCAUGAAAAAAAUAUUUCACCCCUCUCAUAUUUUCCUUGGUGAUUUCAAAAUGAGCUUAGGCCACAUGAAAAUAAGUCCUAGUUUCUCAGAACUUUCGGAAACUUAAGUGAUGAGUGCAUUUUUUUAAAAUUCAAGUUAACCCCAUGAAAAAUCUUGAUACAGCAAUGUCCAUGAAAGUAAAGACCACUGCUUCAUAUAUCAGUAAUUUCCAGUCAGGACUUCAGAUGGAGAAACACUUUGCCGUCUACUCCAUCCAGGGAAUUUUGCGACUGCAAUUGAUGGCUUUCAGUUUCAGGUCAUUUUCUGUUUUGGGCAACAUUUGUGCCUAUGCUGAAUAUUGAAAGAAAUCAACUCCCCUUCCUCAGGCCCCCAAAAGAAGGAAAAUGAAUGUGGAACCAGUUCUCAGAUGCAGAUGCUUGUAACAAUUUUUAUGGUGCCUUAAUUUGAUUUGGAAAGUACAACAAUAAAAUGUAUCGAUGAUUUAUCCAAGGGAUUAAAACGUCUUGGCCCAGUGACGCAUCAGCACUAUGAUGCAUCUUGUGAUCUCCUUCACCACCGAGAAGUCAUCACUGCUCGAUUACUUACUCAAACACAUCCUCACGUUUCUUUGCUUUAACAUAAAACUGGCUCCAACAAGACAUUUCUCACAUGACACCAAUCCAAAGAGCAUUUUAUUCACUGCCCCUCUUUCAGGUUGUACAGUACAUGGUAGUCAGUAGUGUGUGAGUCCCAAUUCAUUACAGCACUGUGAAAUUGGCCCUAGGACUUUGGAAUCAUGCGAGCUAUGGAAUAUCAAGGGGACUACACUUCCUUUUCUUGCUAUGACAAUUAUAAUCUCUGGAUAAACAACAUUGAGCAGAGAGUGUCCCUUCAGUGUCUAUGGAGCUGUAUUAUUUAGUAAAAACUGAAGCAUCUCAAACAUAGUGGCAUCAGCUCAAAUGGUAUACAUGUGCCCCAAAUUAGGAUUCUUCAGUGUUGCUGGGUCACCUUUACCAUGCUUUGCUUUUUAGCCACUAAGCAGAAUAUACCACUUAGCAGAUUGACAGGCAAAGCAGAAAACAGCUGGGAACCAGUCACAGUCAAUAUACUUUGCAUAGCAGCUUGGUUGGUAUUUGUGCUUUUUUUUUCAAAACCAAGCUGUUCCCCACUUACCAGCAAGUUUGUUUUAAGUUCUGAAAGUUGACCCAUCUGUUUUAUGAGUUCAUAUAUAGUUUACACUCCUUUGUUACUCGAUGUUCACUUUAAAUAUAUCGGGAAAAACCUCUGAGCAGUGGUGGAUUUAUGGUGUUAAUAAAUAUUCAGUUUGCUGAGCAUCAUAAACUUUGCAAGGCAAGAGCACUCUACUAGCAAAUUAUAUGUGUGGUAUUUAUUUGCAUUAUAGCUGGUCCCCAGAUGAUUUUUGGUUAACAAUUGUUUGGUGAUUUACUAAACAUGAUUUUCUGCCAAAGAGGACCCUGGAGCAGUUGCCUAGGUCCUUGCAUUCUUCAGUUACUAAUUUGUUCUCUUGGUAAAGUUGACAGCUUUUAGUUGGAAAUGGUCAGCAAUUCACUUUCCAGUUUUGUUAAUUUGUUUUCUGACCAUGUGCAACUUGGUUUGUCACUGUGCUGGCACUCUGGCAGCAGGAGCCACUUUGUGUGAUUUUGCCUAGAGUUAUGGAAAUUGAAUUCUGGUAACAGUGAAUUUCUUUGUUGUUGAGUUCAAACUCUUUUAACAGGAAUUGUUGUUGUUGAUUCUGGGGCUUGUCUGUCUCAAUCUGUUAAGCCUUGUUCAUAAACUUGUACUAACCACAACAAACUGAUCAAUUAAACUACUUAAUUAUGAUGUGUGUUUUUGCACACAUGUAUUACCUCAUAUGGGCAUUACACAAUUGUGAAUAUUCUUUGUGAAUAUCAACAUUUUAAUGUAUGUCCAUGUCACAUUUUAAUAUGCAUAUUUGAGUUUGUUUUCUCUGGGUUUGAGCCCCACUUUAGUGUUACAUUGUCAUUUCCAGGGCAAACUGAACCUUUGUUUCAAAUCACUGUACAGAAAUUCUGUAAAUAUAUUUUUAAAAAUAACCUUGUGACAAACUAUAGUUAACCCUAUGGCAGUCACUUGCUUUAUGUAGAUAAGGAUGUACAGUUUUGUAUAUAUCAAAUUAUUGUAUAGAUUGCCUAGCCUGCAUGUCAUACUUGGAACACUAGACGAUUAGACAUGCUUGGCUGUUGUGAUAUUCAAUAUGUGAAAGCACUUUAUGUUGAUUUGAAAACUUGAAAACUGCCUGGUUUCAGUGAUGCGUUAGCUUGGGCAUUUCUUAGAUGGAUCAAAAGGUGUUAAUGAGAGAAUGCAUGUUACACCUGAAUGCAGUGCUCCUGAUUGGUUUUUUUUUGGGGGGGGCGGCAGUGUGGCUAUGUAGAAGUAAAUGGUUUGAACUUACUUUUCAAGAAGACAGUCGCCAACAAAUCUAACUAAACGGUAUUUAGCUGGCCACAAGUAGGCAGUGUCCUCUUUGAUGCUUAGAAAGGUUAUUGAAUUCGUACUAAAUUUUAAGUAGGUUGGGUUGUCUAGUGGAUGGCAUGCACAACAUGAAAUCACAUCAUAUGCCCCUCGCUGGGUUUGAUCCUCAGCUGUUCUCCUUUUUCUUUUCUUCUCAAAAAAUUAAGAAUUUUCUUCUUUUGUGAUUUUCAAUUGACUGCAGCAUUUAAUUACAGGGUAACACAUUUUCUUUUUCUGAUUCGUGCCCCUGGAGAUUGUUGUGGUUUUAAAAAGUCAAACAUUGUAAAAUGAUGUGUUUUCCACCUUGUUAAUACAAAGUCACAACCACUAUAUUGACGCAGAAUCAGACUAAGAUGUGUCCCAGUAAGUCAAAAAAAAGCAGUUACUGCUCAUGUGCUCAGCAAAAUAUAUUUCUGUUAAAUUUGCUGGCAAUGGUUAUGCAUCCUUUCCCUUUCAAGAAAUAAAUCAUGAUGGUGUGUUUAUGCAAUUUGUGUGGGAGCAUAUUUGCCACACAUUGCAUGACUGACUGUACAUGUAUUUUCCAGAGAGAAAAAUAAAUUGUUCGACGAGCUAGAAAUGGACAGCCUCAUAUCCUAAGCCUAUGUAACUCUCUGCAAGCUUAUAUUUGUAAUUUGCUUAAGAGGUCGUCAAACAUGUUCUUACUACAGGGUAAUGCAUUAUGCUUUUUCACAUUCAGAGUAACCUCGUUAUUGAAAAAUAAGGGUGACUGUGUUUAGGAGCAUGAUGAUCAAUACUCAAUGUUGUAUUUCUUCGGGAUUUCCCUGGUUCCCAACAUUCACCUAUAAAUAUGGCUCGGAAAAGUUCUGGUUCACUGGUUGACUUGCUGUUGCUUCAUUACUGUAUUAUUCAUGUUAUUGAGGAGACUGUAUUCUUUAUUUCAUAAUGUUGAGUUAUUAACAAUUGUGACUCAUGAUACCCAUGUGAACUCUCACCCUCACGCUUACUUGCCCUGCAACCUAUGAAUGAACACACUGCACCUUUAUUUAUCAGAUGUUUAUAUUAUUAGAUUGCAUGCUUACAGGACAUUAAGUUGUAAAAAGUCAGUGUGAGCAGAAAUGCCCAGGCUAAUGAAUGACCAGAGUGAGAACUGCUUUAUGAUUGAUGUACAGGGAAUCAGUUCAAUAUUAAAUAAUACUGUUUGAUUGAACACAGAA